Molecule: messenger RNA, 4617 nt
Organism: Tribolium castaneum (red flour beetle)
Lineage: Eukaryota; Metazoa; Arthropoda; Insecta; Coleoptera; Tenebrionidae
Gene: Meltrin
Product: meltrin
Exons: 10
Coding region: 103-4149 (1348 amino acids)
Biological process (GO): membrane protein ectodomain proteolysis
Molecular function (GO): metalloendopeptidase activity
Source: RefSeq, a predicted model, not a curated record
UUAUUCGGCCUCGGCUCGCGCAGCGAUAAAGACGUGUUGUUGUGCUUCUUUUGAAAGAAGUCGGUCUUUUGUGCAGUAUGUGACCAGUUGUUCAGUGAGAAUAUGGCGGAUUUAGUGUACUAUUAUGUUUGCUUUGUGUUGUUGUUGUUGUUAUCCUUGCAGCAGGAUGUAGCUGGAUCCACUGAAAGAACUGAACAACAUCCUGCCAGAGACUUCAGCCGCCAUACGCUCGUCAAGCCUCGGAUUUACCACGGACGGGAGAAACGUCAGAUCUCGACAAGCAAAGACGAGAAUGGACCAUAUCACCUCGACCACUUGACCAUAUCACUGCCAAUCGACGGCGAAGACUUCCUCCUAGACUUGACCCUGAAUCGACAGCUCAUUCCGAAAGGAUUCUUCCGCAAGGUUCAGCAAAACGGAACGCACCAAGUCAUACGACCCAGACCGGAGGAGGUCGACCUGUGCCACUAUGGGGGCAAAGUCAGGAACAAACCGGGCUCGUGGGUCGCCCUGUCCACCUGCGACGGGCUCUCGGGGGUGGUGUUUGACGGGGAGGAAAUGCACUACGUUGAGAAUAAAGACGGGGAUUUGCACUACUUGUACAAGCAUGCGGACCUGGUGGAGGGGAACAAGACAUGUGGGUAUGCGGGGGACGCAGUGGACCCCCAGAAGAGCCACAAUCACAACAGGAUACUUAGGUAUAAGAGAGCCGCGGAGCAGAACAGUGCCGUGAGGGGUCCCUACAACGCUAACAAGAAGUCGAAAUACGUCGAAUUGGUUCUAGUUGUGGACAACCGCGAGUACAAAGAACUGGGUGAGAGCACAAGUAAAGUGGAACACCAUUGCAAAACCAUUGCCAACAUAAUAAACGGGCUGUACGCCCCUCUUAACAUAUUCAUAGCUUUAGUCGGUGUGGUCAUUUGGACGGAACACGACGAAAUCAGUUUUUCCCCCAACGGCGACACCACCCUCACCAGCUUCCUCCACUACCGACGCAACAAACUAGUCAAGGAGCACCCCAACGACAACGCCCAACUCUUAACGAAAUACAAUUUCGACAACGGCGUCGUGGGGAAGGCCCUCAAAGGCCCGAUUUGUACUUAUGAGUACUCGGGGGGCGUCAACACGGACCACUCCCCCGUCGUGGGGCUCGUCGCCACCACAGUGGCCCACGAAAUGGGGCACAAUUUCGGCAUGGAGCACGACACGAAUGAGUGCACGUGUCCGGACGACCGGUGCAUUAUGGCCCCCAGUAGCUCGACAGUGGCGCCAACACAUUGGUCCUCCUGCAGCCUCAACUACCUCCUACUUGCAUUCACACACGGCAUGGACUACUGUCUCAAGAACAAACCGACGGCGCUGUUUGAUAGCCCCGUCUGUGGCAACGGUUUCGUCGAACCGGGGGAACAGUGCGACUGUGGGCUUCCGGAGCACUGUGACAACACUUGUUGCAAUGCCACCACGUGUAUGUUGCACACGAAUGCGAGCUGUGCGACGGGAGAAUGCUGCGAUUUAACAACUUGUAAACCGAAAUCGGCGGGUACGUUGUGUCGAUCGGCCGAUUACGAAUGCGAUUUGCCCGAAUAUUGCACCGGUCAUAGUGAAUAUUGCCCGGCUGAUAUCUACAAGAUGGACGCUGAAAUGUGUGAUGGCGGGAAGGCGUUUUGCUAUCAUGGCUUUUGCAGGACUAGGACUGAUCAGUGUAAACUUUUGUGGGGCGAAACGGGCAAAUCCAGUGACGACCAGUGUUACAAAAUGAAUAUUAAAGGAAAUCGACAUGGAAAUUGCGGUUAUGAUAAGUUCAACAAGAGUUUCUUCAAGUGCAACGAUGAGAACGUCUUGUGCGGAAUGCUUCAUUGCAAGCAUUUGAACGAGCGUUUGGAAUUCGGCAUGGAAUCGGUGUCUAUUUUGAGCCACAGUUUCCUAAACUUGAAAGGUUCAAUAGUGGCCUGUCGGACUGCCAUCGUCGACUUGGGCAUCAACCAAGUGGAUCCAGGUCUCGCACCAGAUGGCGCCAAAUGUGGUGAGGGCAAGAUGUGCGUGAACCAGAAGUGUAUGUCCGUGGCUAGUCUCCAACUAGCUGGAAAAACUUGCCCUCACAAUUGCAACAACAACGGUUGGUGCAACAAUUUGGGCCACUGCCACUGUAAAGAUGGCUACGCUCCGCCAUUUUGCGAGGAUCCGGGACCUGGGGGAUCGGAGGACAGCGGCCCAGCUUCGGAUCCUGACGCUCGCAAAGAGUUUGUUGUGGCUCUUUUUGUGAUAUUCUUGGGGAUUAUUCCCGGUUUGGUACUGAUCGCGUUCCUUACUUAUUAUAUCAAACACAACGUUCUGCACAUUCGUUCGAAAUCAGCGGCCCCAACGACCAAGUCGCCUGCGAAAACACGCACCGCCCCGUUCGGCCCCGAUUCCACCAAACGGACCGAAGACAACCACUCCCUCCUGCAAAACGACCCGCCCACUUCGCCCCUACAGUGCGAGUUUUUCGGCUAUUUUAAAGGUUUCUCCAUAACACCAUUAAAGAAAGUCGAAAAUCAGCCAGCAAGGGCGGCACCCCCGCCCCCGAUCAUACCCCCAUCGGUUCCACCGCCACCUAAAAACAAUUUUUUGACACGCUCCAUGUCCAGAUCUCACUCAUUUAAGCAAGCUUUGGCCGGCGUCUCUCAGAAUGUGAGUGCGCCGACGCUACCGCCCCCUAACCCCGGCAGCACGGCUAAACCAAUCAUAUCGUCGCCGAUUUUGGAGAAUUCAACUUGCACGGCCAAAGAAUUAAUCUCGCCGUUGAGGAACGCCCCCAAAGUGCCGGUAAGGCCCGCCCCCGAGGCCCCGCCCACAAAAGAUGGCAAUACGCUUAAUAGAAUAACUUCGUUCUUGAAGAAAACUACUCCUGCUGGCAGUACUACUAGUAGUAACACUAGUACUAGUACUUUGCCCAGAAAGGCGAGUAAAAUUAUGGAUAAGAACGCCCUGAGAUCGAUUGAAAUUUCAAAUCCGAUUCUACAACCUGAAGGCACCACAGUUAGUGUUGGAGGGGAGGGUAAUAAGGCGGUGAUAAUGAGGGCGCAAAGUAUGAGAGGCACUAGUGUGACCCCUAGACCUAAUAUACAAACUUUCGGGUCAAUGAGACAACCAGGAGGUGCCAGGCGCCCCUUGAGCAUACCUUCAGGGAGUCGCCCUAAGAGCCCCCCGCCUCCGGCCCCGCCCACUUCUGACAAAAAAUUACAAAUACCCAGCCUGCCUGGAUACCAAAAACCAACAGUCAAAACGAGCCAAAACCAAUAUGACGAUUGUUUAAACAAAACAGCACCUUUAGCAAAACUAACCGAAGAACUAAGCAGUGAUAACAUUUACGCAGUGAUUGAAGAAUCACCAGUCACGCCCCCUGAAGACAAGCCCAAGACCAGUUCAAGUUCGAACGAAAGCAUGGGCCUCCUCGGAGAAAUAGUCUCAGAAAUCCAAAAUCGCAAUUUUGACUCAAUUUACUCAACUUCGACCCUCGCCCGCAAGAAGAAACAAGAAGAGGAAGCAAAAAUCAAAAGCCCCGAAUCGGACACGUACGUCAACACCCCGUACAAAACCCCGGAAAGCGUCUACAGCAACAUGACUAGCUCCACCUCCAGCGGCUACAUCCUCCCAUCGGCGGUCAACCCGCCAAUCAAAUCGCCCGAGGAACCCAAACUCUCCACCUUCAAAGCGAAGUCGCGCAGCCCCACCCCGACCAAGCGCGCGCCCAAUAAAACCGCGAUCAAUCGCCAGACCACGCCCCCGAAUCUGCGCACGCGCAAGCCGUCGCCGGUUAGGCCCGCCCCCGGGGCCCCGAAGCCACGCCCAGCGCCCAACAGCCCGGAUGUCGUGACGAGUUGCAACACCAAACCCGGGAAUAAGGGACCGGAUGUUGUCAAUACGAAGAAACCGACGAUUGCGACCACCAAACCGAAUGUUAAUGGAUUGCCCAGAGGGGCGGUUAAACCGAAAGUUAGUUUCAAUAAACCGGGGGAGAGGAAGGUGGCUACGGUUAGUAAGAGCCAAUCGGAUGCGAAGCCUGUGCCGUCAGGGGUCAGGAACGCGGCGAGGUCGUCGUCAAAUGUGGCGUCGCUGCAGCAGAAAUUCGAGACUAAGACUUUAAACGCGAAAAGUAACAAGGCGUGAUGAUUGUGAUAAAAUUGUGUCAAAAAGGCCUUAAAGGACAAUCAGUCUGUCGAGACUUGUAUAUAACUUGAUGAGUAAUUUAUUAUUAUUGAUCAUGGCGGCUGUUGGACGAACUUUGAUGUACGCGUGGUUUUGGGCUAACUUAGCACAGUUGGUUCGAAAACCAGCGAUUUUUGCCUACUUUUAUCGUGGCUUUAAAACUAGUCUUUCUGCAUCACAGUAGCGUUUACCAAGUCUUUGCUUGCUCAAGUUGGCAGCUCAAACUCGUAUUUUACAGGGACCUGUUUGUCCGAUAGCCGGCUCUCGUCGAUUUUGUUAUUAUUAAGUAUUCCUCUUGCGAAUAAUGUGAUUUUUUUCACAUUCUUACUUUAUUAUACACCUUUUAGGUUCGUAAUUUUGUAUAUAAUACCAAAGAUUAUUAUAAUUGUACUCAAAUUCUUGUAAAAUAAACGACUAUUUCUCCAUUAA